This is a messenger RNA of Paramecium octaurelia, 364 nucleotides long. NCBI's taxonomy places the organism in Eukaryota, Ciliophora, Oligohymenophorea, Peniculida, Parameciidae. The record is from the annotation of a GenBank genome assembly.
AUGGUAAGACGUGUGAUUGUGUUAUUACUAUUAGGAAUAGUGCUUGGAUUACAACCAUAUGAAGCUGAUUUCUUAAUGUUUGAUUAGGAUGGGGAUAAAGUGCUUAAAUAUGAUGAAUUAAGAGCUCAAUUUCCUACUUAGAACCCAUAUAACACAGCUGAUUUUGUUGCUUAAUUCUUUCUAGAUUAUGAUUCCAAUGGAGGUAUAUUACAAUAAUCAUAUGUUAAUUAGAUAAAAUCAUUGAAUUCAAAGAAUAUUCAACCAAAAGAGAAUAAUAAAAAUUAGAAUUAGAAUAAUAAUAGCAAUCCAUAAGUUCUAUGUAUCAUGACGAUUUAUGAUUUUUAAACAGUAUUUUAGUUUACGC